Saccharomycodes ludwigii is the source of this 516-nucleotide messenger RNA. RefSeq names its product succinate dehydrogenase assembly factor SDH5 (gene SDH5). The transcript has a single exon. The record is from RefSeq and is a predicted model, not a curated record. The coding region runs from base 1 to 516 and encodes 171 amino acids. Gene Ontology annotation, biological process: mitochondrial respiratory chain complex II assembly; protein-FAD linkage; mitochondrial electron transport, succinate to ubiquinone. Lineage: Eukaryota; Fungi; Ascomycota; Saccharomycetes; Saccharomycodales; Saccharomycodaceae. Gene Ontology annotation, cellular component: mitochondrion.
AUGUUAAAAAUUAACGUUUUUAGAACGACUCAUUAUAGCAAUGUCAAUGUACUACCAUAUCUUAUCAAAUCCUAUAAAAAUACCCGUUUUUAUUCCAAUAAACCACAACACCAAUCACAGUUAGAAGAAGAACAAAUCACUUCUGAAGAAAGUGAAGAUGAUUUGAUAACAAGGAUUAAAAUUAAACCGGUGGAAAGGGUUAAUGAAAGUAUAGCUAAAAAAAGGGCAAGAUUGAUUUAUCAAUCACGUAAGAGAGGUAUUCUGGAAACAGAUUUGUUGUUAUCUGGGUUUGCUGCCAAAUACUUGAAAACUAUGAAUGAAAAGGAAUUAGAGGAAUAUGACCAAUUUUUGAAUGAAUUAGAUUGGGAUAUAUACUAUUGGGUUACCAAGAAUUACAAGAUUACACCAUUGCCUAAGAAAUGGGAAAAUAGUAGUAUAUUGGCUAAAUUACAAGAUUUUGCUGAAAAUAAGGAAAAAAAAAUGUUAAGGAUGCCUGAAUUGAGCAAGUACAAAUGA